AUGACAAGACUUCGGUCUACUCGUCGAAUGUUAUCGGUAAUAUUUGUAACUACCUUUAUAUUAAUUCUUUAUUUCUUAUUCCGAAAAAAACCAUUCGAAUUUUCACCGGUAGAAAAUGCUUAUUAUUAUCCAUCCAGCCAUGACCGUUUCCAAUCUAGAAAUAUUCCCAUCUCAACACAAAUCAAAGUGAUACCUAUUCCACAAUUUAUCAGUACACAAGAUGCAGUAUUAAAAAUAUCGAAUGAUUUUCAAAUUAUAUCAAAACAAAACUCUGUUAGAGAUCUUGAAUUAGCUAUUCGUCGUUAUUCAAAUUAUAUUUCAUCACUUACAGGACUAUCAAUAGAGAAUAGUCAAAAAUACUCCAGUUCGGAGAAUAAACUUAUUAUCGACUGUUUAUUGAAAGAUGCCGAUGAAUAUAGUUAUCCAAAAAUUGAUGAAGACGAAUCUUAUGUGCUUAAUGUAACUAGAACAGGUACAUAUUUAGGUGCAUUAACAUUGACAGGUAUUCUUCGAGGUUUAUCAACAUUCGUACAGUUGAUUGAAUGCAGCAGCUCAUCAAACAUAUCUUAUAUUCCAAUAGUAAAUAUCACUGAUCGACCUCGAUUUCCAUGGAGAGGUUUAAUGCUUGAUGUAUCGCGUCAUUGGAUGCCGGCAUCAGUCAUUGAACGAACAUUAAAUGCAAUGGAAUUAAGUAAACUUAAUGUUCUUCAUUUGCAUCUAUCGGAUGAUCAAGGCUUUCGUGUUGAAAGUAUUCAAUAUAAAUUAUUACACGAUGAAAAAGAUUUUUUUACACAAAAAGAUAUUAGAUAUCUUGUUGAAUAUGCUAGACAACGACGUAUACGUAUUGUGCCUGAAUUUGAUAUACCUGGCCAUACAACAAGUUGGUUUGUUGGUUAUCCAGAAUUAGCUACUGACCCUGGACCAUAUCAAAUUUCAACUAAUUGGGGUGUUCUAAAAUCUACAAUGGAUCCAACUAAAGAGACUACAUAUAAAUUUCUAGAUGUAUUUUUUGAAGAAAUGACAAAACUAUUUCCUGACCUAUAUUUUCAUAUUGGCGGAGAUGAAGUCGAAGGUACUCACUGGGCACAAUCACCAACAAUACAAAAAUUUAUUUUCGACAAUAAACUAAGAAAUAAAAAUGGUUUACAAGCAUAUUUUAAUAAACGUGUACAAGCCAUGCUAAAAAAAUAUGGAAAAAUAAUGAUAGGUUGGGAAGAAAUUCUUGACGAAAUCGAUGAAAAUUUAAUAAUCAAUAGUGAUGCUGUUAUUCAAUCAUGGAAAAGUCGACAGGCAACGGUGAACGCUGUAAAAAGAGGUUUCAGAAGUAUACUUUCUAAUGGUUAUUAUCUCGAUCAAUUGUCACCAUCCAUGAAUCAUUACACAGUUGAUCCAAUUCAAAAACAUGAAGCAUUGUUACUCAAUAGAGAACAGCAACAACGAAUUUUAGGCGGAGAAGCUUGCAUGUGGAGUGAAUUUGCUUCACAAUACACUGUUGAUUCUCGGAUUUGGCCUCGGGUAUCUGCGAUUGCUGAACGUUUAUGGUCUUCACCUUUAAUUAUUAAUCAAAAUUUUCUCUACGAACGUCUCUUUCGCAUGAGUCACUUACUUGAACAAAUGAAAACAGGUGUUACACAUCUGUCAUCAUAUAUGAAUAAAUUAGAAAAUUUACUUCUCGGCCAAACUAACAAAACAGCUCUUCUACAUCCAUUCGUAAUUUUAGCUGACGCAUCUGAACCACUCGGUCAUGGUGAACGUUCUCAACUUACUAGAUAUACAUCAAGCGUUCCAUUAACGACAUUUGCUGAUGCUUUACAUUCUGAAAGUGAAUCCAUAUGGAAAUUAGAAAAUCUUCAAAUUAACGAUAAAAGACUUCAUGAUAUAUUUCAAACUUGGUCUCUUAAUCAUCUCCGUUUAAGUACAUUAUUUAAUAGUAUAAAAAAAUAUCAAUAUGACAACAUAUGGGGACAAAAUAUUGAAAGACUAUCAGAAAAUCUUGCUCAUGUUGGUCGCAUUGGUUUGAGAGUUUUCAAUUAUAAUUCACAAAAAGUAUUACAUCACGAUAAAAAUAAUACUAUGAAUUCAUGGACAUUACCACAUUGGAUAUCGCAUCAUAGCAUACUAUUAGAACAAUUAGAAAACGGUGUCAAAGAAGUACGAUUAGCUGCAGUACGACCAGUUCGACGUUUACUUCACUCUAUUCAAUCAACGAAUCAGUUACGGGUACAAGAGGCGACCAGAGAUAUUCUAGUUCCCUCAGCGAAUUUUUGA
Molecule: messenger RNA, 2268 nt
Organism: Rotaria socialis
Lineage: Eukaryota; Metazoa; Rotifera; Eurotatoria; Philodinida; Philodinidae
Source: the annotation of a GenBank genome assembly